AAUAGCGAGGCUACUGCGCAUUGAGGGGACGGCCGGUGUUUCGCUGGGCUUUCGCGCAGAUGAAAUGACUCUCUGCGUCUCUCUGGCGCUGUCAAAAAAGCCGAACUGCAGCGGUGCCUGAAAAAAAGAAAGCGCCAUCCUAGCUGCGGAUAACUUGUGCUAUUCGGAGCCUUUCUAUAUAUCCUUCCAGAGGGAGAGGAGGAGGAAGAAGCCGGCCGGCCGACUCUUUCUAGCUAGCUGGCUGGCUAGCCAAGGUCGGAUGCAAGUAAACAACCGAUAAAAAGAAAGCACUAGCCGGGGCGUAGCGAGCCGUAUGGGUCCUGCGUACUCAAAAAAGCCCCCCAUUUCCACACGGGAAGCUGCGCUGUGUCUGUGCUGUUAAGGAAGGGAGGGAGGUGGACCGGGGAGACAGCUAGCUAGAGAGAAGGGGACGGUGGACGCUGGUCCUGCUCCUGCUCCGCCGCGUCCUGAAGCCUCUCGACUCUCGACUUCCACGCCCUUUUUUGCCUGUUUGUUUUUUGCACACUGUGGAUGUCUGCGCGCUUUGACAGAGACUCGUGUUGCGAGCUGCAGCGGCGAGGGGCCUGCUGCCGCUGCCCCCAUCAACAAACACUGCGAACACCGCGGCUCCGUCCAAGCGUCGUUGGCUUUGCAGAGGUUCGCAGCUGGCUGGCCGCCUGCUUACGGACAUUGCGUACGACCGCAGCGUACGAUACGGCCGUUGGAGAAGCUCGGGUGACAUUGCAGAGGCUCUCCUCUGCGUGCGUGGUGCGUUCGUUCGUAGUCCCACACACUUUCCCGCACACUCCCUAGUUAACCUAACUCCCUACAGCCCCCCCUCAGCUCUCCGCCCCACCGCCCCCCCCCCCAGUCAAACUACUCCGGGUGUUAGCUCGCUAGCUACGCCGCUCGUCGGACGGGAGCGGGAGGAGGAGGGAAGAGGAAAGAAGGAGGAGGGAAAGGUGGAGCAUCGUCCGUCGUACGCCCUGACGCAGUGGGACUUUUACGUGUGGUCGGCGUUUCCCCCCGCCCUUCCCGCGGUGACGGUGAUGGGUCGGAAGCGGUGUGUCGGUGCAGAUUGUUCGAAGAUGGCGGCCGGGUGCUGCGGGGUGAAGAAGCAGAAGUUGUCGGGAUCCCCCGGCUCGGGGGGGCCCGGCGGGGCGGGGAGCGGGGUGGCAGGGGCCGGACACUGCGGAUCGGACUUGGGGAUCGGGUCCUCCUCCACCGUGGUGGCCGGCAGCGUGAAUCGGGUGAACGGCCUGGGGGGUCCUGGGGGUAGCGGCGGCAGCAGCGGCGGCGGAGGAGGAGGCAGCAGCGGCAACUCCACCGCUCUGUCCCCAACUCCGGGAGGCUACAACUCUACCGGCCUCUCUCCGAACCUCAGCCCCGGUCCUGGCUCUGGAAGCGGGGCCAGGAAGAUGGUAGUGUCGGCGGAGAUGUGUUGCUUCUGCUUCGACGUGCUUUAUUGCCAUCUAUACGGAUACCAGCCUCCCCGAACACCCAGGUUUACAAACGACCCCUAUCCACUGUUUGUCACUUGGAAAAUAGGCCGGGACAAGCGGUUAAGGGGUUGUAUAGGUACAUUUUCUGCCAUGAACCUGCACUCAGGACUCAGGGAGUACACCCUUACCAGUGCCCUUAAAGACAGCCGCUUUCCCCCUAUGACGAGGGACGAGCUGCCGCGCCUCUUCUGCUCAGUGUCUCUGCUCACCAACUUUGAGGAUGUUGGUGAUUACCUAGACUGGGAGGUGGGUGUUCACGGCAUUAGGAUAGAAUUUUUCAAUGAAAAAGGAUCAAAGCGCACCGCCACCUACCUGCCAGAGGUUGCGAAGGAGCAAGGAUGGGACCACAUUCAGACCAUAGAUUCCUUACUUCGAAAGGGAGGUUACAAAGCCCCCAUCACAAAUGACUUCAGGAAGACCAUCAAAUUGACCAGGUACCGUAGCGAAAAGAUGACCAUGAGCUACGCGGAGUACAUCGCCCAUCGCCAGCAUCACCACUACCAGAACGGCAUCGGGCACCCUCUCCCCCCCUACAACCAUUAUUCCUGACAGCGAGCCGCAUGACCAGUCACUGGACCUCUCCGCGGACCUCUUCCCGGGAGAGCCUGCCCCCUCAUGGUCUAGCUAUCUCUACUACUGUACCAUUUUAUGAUGAUAGUUUCCGUUGUCAUGCCAACAGUCUCCAUGAUGGCGGCAUGGCAGCGGGUGGCAGAGAAGCAUCACAGUUGUGACGCAGAAAAAAUCAUUUAUUUUCUCCUUUUUAUCCUUUUCUAUUAAUUUAGUUUUUGCAGCAUAUAUAUCGACUUAUAACCCCUUUUUUCUUAUUUUUUUAAGCAAAUAAACAAGUACUACGUUUAUUGUUUUUUUCAACAAUCCUAAUCAGGUUUUUGAGUCUGUGGAUGGAAAUGAGUCAUAUUAAUGAGGGGCUAGUCUUUUUGCUCUUAAGUUUAUGUAUGCUCAACUUAAGUCGGAUGAAUGCUACACAUUUUUUGCCCAGGACGCAGCCACUUAACUGAUAUUCUUGAUGUGAUGAGCAUCAGUAGCGUGUCGCCAUGCACUGAUGAAUGUACACCCUUUCUUCCAAGGCAGAAGUAAUUGUGACAGCAGUGCAAAAACCAAAUGCAAAAAAAAACAGAAAAUGGCAUCGUUGAAGCAGGUGGAAAAAAAAGCAAUGCUUUUUGAAAUAUGCAUGAGUGGCAAAUGAUUGGCUGAGUUAAAAUGCAGAAUCAGUUUGUCGCUCAGUUCAGACAGUUUUGUUUAGAUACUAGACAUGUCAGAAAAGGCAAACGAUCCAUAAAGGCAUUGGUUGAGAGCUCUGACUUUGUAACUGUUAAAAAAAAAAAAAGAGGCUGUAACUGAAGCUUAAGUUGUGUAGUGUCCACUCGGCUCUUAGUUUUCCAGGGCAGCGUUGUUGCUUUGUUUGCUUUUAUCAUUUUCUUUAGUUGGUUUUUAUGUGUGUAGAACAUGUAGGCGAUCCCAGAGUUCCAGUUAUUUUUCUUUCCUCUCUGUGUGAUUGAUUUCCUCUAUAAAUUUGCUUGACCGUUGUGAGGGGUGAUUUUUUGAAAUUGUGAAUUGUUGUUGUGGGUUUUAGAGCUGUUUUGCUCUGUAACUGUGAAGUUAGCCAAAGACGGACUAGCUUAGGAGCAGUUUGCUUUUCUUUUCCUCUGUGUGUGGCGUUACAUGUGCGUUAAUGUGUGGACGAACCCGUAACUCGUAAUAAGAAACUGCUAGAUUAAGUUAGCUAUUGGAAAUUCCAAAAUAUUAUCCGCAAUGCCAGAGAGAGCCACUCUUCGCAUUGAUGGUGUUCUGGAACAUCUUUGAAUAGAAUCCAUUUGGCUUGGAUGAACAGUCAACUUGUUUUUUUGUUUGUUGUGGAAAAGAGAGAGAGAUAAAAAAAAAAAAAGUGAAAGCCAUUGUGUUUAGUGUUGGUUGUUCAUUACCCGUUCUGUUCGUUAAAUUGUUUCUUCAAGCUCUUUCAAAUUAUGGUAAAAGAUAGUAAAAUUACAGAUCGUUUCAUUGUUCUUAGAUAAGAAAGUCAGUGUUGUGGAUAUGUGAGGGUGGGCUCUCUCCGUUUGCUAUCAAAACCAGCAAAUAUUAGUACACCUGAAGUGUUAGCAUGUGUAGUUUGUGGCUAGCGGGCUGCUAACACAUUGUUGGCAUUCCCCCAGUCAGUCAGCCACCUUUCUCUAAAACCUUUGUUUCUGUCACACGGAGAGGAAAACGUGCAAGAGACUUAGUUCUAACGACAGGGACAAGUUGAACAAAAAAGCCAUACUCUUUGUAGUGCAUGCUUUGUCAGGGUGGUUGCUUGAGUCCGUUUUUUUUUAUUUCUUAUUAAAAGUGGGAAUUUGUUUACUUGGAGUUGGAAUCUUCACCCCUAAAGGCCGCGAUGGUUGAGGCUUUUCUUAGACCAGAAAAAUUGAACUGAAUUUUCUGGUGUGGUCCUGUGGAGAAAGCAACUCUUACCACCUGGUAUUUGGCUGAUUUGGCGGUACUGUGGUUCCGGCAGUCAGUCCGAAUCUUUGUGGUCGAGCCGAAACUUCCGCAGAAUUAAAGUUCUUAAGAUGUUACCUCACAUUCGAGAAGUUCAUGCCAAACCACCACGACACCUCAUGAUGCUGGGCAUGAGCAAUGUUUACAUCCACAAUCCAAACGCCACAAGCUUGACGAAUGGUUGCCAUAAUCCAGUAGGUUAUUUUGCGAAUCCUCGCGUCGAGCACGUGCAGCUGUUCUGGUGGCCACACUCGUCAUAACUCGUGUGCUGUUCAGAAUAACUGCAUCUUUUUUUCGCUCUGCCAUGAAAUGCUGGAAUGUUUUCAUCAUGUCUUUGUCUGCAGGUAUUCACUGUUUAGUCUGACUUUUCGUUUAGAUGGUCUUUUCUGAGCAAGUUGGGGGGUUUUCUUCCAUAAAUGUCUUGGAACCCGUUCAGAAGAAUUAUAUGCGAUUUAAAAUAAAGGAAAAAAAAUCAUAUUUUUGGGCAUGCAUAGUUUCAUCAUUCUGUAGACAAAACCUCCUGCUCUUAGUAGAUUCAGUGCAGAACAAAGCAUUUGAGAUUCAGACACUUGAUGAGGCUGAGACGCUUUUAAUAGCGGAGGACUCUCUUUCUCUCUUUGUUUUCAUAUGCAAAAUGUUAAGGGCUUUUUUGGUGUUCCAUCCACAGUCAUUCCCAGCUUUUGAAACCCAAGAAAAACACCCUCAUUUCAGUUGUGUUGCCUUAACAAUGGUUUGAAUAAAUGUGGACCAGCAAAAUGUUGCCCUGAAGGUUCAACGCGGUUUGCGCCGUUGUUGUUUAGUCAUGACUGAAGAGCACUGUUUUGACUCCCACCGUUACACUGCAAGAACUGUGAGGGCCAGCAACCUCAGAUUUGUGUCAGCAGAAAGUGUGAAGUGUGUUUUUUCUGCUUGCUGGACUUGUUAAGCUGUCUCAAAGGCGUUUGCUUUUUUCCAGCGAGGCCUCACGUUGCCCAGCUGUGACUGUUUUUUUUUUCCCCAUUUGAUCCCUUACUAUGUUACAAAAACCACUGAAAAACAUGUCAGUAUGUUUUGUCUGCCUCCAAACAAGCCCGAAAACUUCUUAUUCAAACAUACUGUUGCGGGUGUAUUAGUUCAGAAGCUACUGUUGGUUAUCUUUGUCCCCUUUUAGACCCCUCCCUUCCCCUGAACUGAACUGUUGAACGGUCAGGUCACCAUUUUCUGGUCCACGGUCAACUACAGCACAAACUGAAUCCUUUUUUUUUCUGCUGCAAAACCAAGUACACCGAGUCUUGUUGCGUACAUGCAUAACUAAUGUAUACACCUCUGCGAUACAUUUGUUGCAUGUAUGUAUAGAGGACCUCCUGUUGAAUCAUGGCAUGUUUGUUCCACUGCUAGAGAAUAUUGAUGAGGAGAAAAAAAAGACAAUAUAAAAUGGUGCUACUGGACCUCAUUGUCGGGGGGUGGUCGCAGUUAAAUGUGACUGGUCAUGCGGACUCAUCGAUCAUAUCAGACUUAUUCUUAUCCUUGAUAUAUGCAGAUCUGUUUUACAGGUGUUUUUUUUUUUUUUCUUUUUUUGUUUGUACCAGUGUAAAAAAAAAAAAAAACGUUGAAAUUUCCUGCAGGUUUGAAAGGACAAGGAGUCACAAGUCUAAACCCCAUCCUUCCCUCAUGGCCUGGGGGAAACGGGCAUACGCUUCUCAACUCAUCUGUUGUGCUUAAGAUUGCUUAAGGAUUGACCGAUUCAUGCUCAGCCCACAAAGGUGUACUUUCCUGGCGACUGCUGAGAGGUGGAAAACAAGGCUUAGACUGUAGACUGUUGGCAAAAUCCCAUUUGAUGUAGACCUAGAGAAAUUGUAGUGCAGUUCGUUUAGCGUUGCAACACCAAGUUUUAAGGGUGCUUUCACUUUAGACUCUGUUUGGUCAGAUCCGAAAUAGCUGGUGUGAAAGGUGCUGUGAAACUACAAUCUGGACCAAAGCAUCAAAAGGUCCGGCAAAAGCAGGUGGUCUCUGUCUGGGUCAGCUGCUGAACUAGUGAGCUUGACUGCAUCAUUGUGGUUUAUGGUUGUAAAAUAGCGAUAAAGACCUAAUGUUGAUGAAUGCUUGAUAUAAUGACCCCCUGACCUACCAAACAAACACCUCCUUCUCCUGUACACACUCAUACAAAAUAUAUAUACAUAUACAUUACUGUACAUUACACACUUUUACAUACAAUAAAACUGAGCUAUGCAUUACAGUUUCUCAGGUUGCCAAUGUCCAGUGAAGCUUGUCUGACCUGGCAACAGUAGCUAAGAAAGAUUAGUGUAUUUGUGUGGCGGAGCAUGGAGAGGGUCAUUAGGACUGAGGACACCACUCUAGGUCCCUAUGAUUUAUGAUUAUUCACCUUUACAUCCAUUCUGUUAUGCAGGUUUUCAUUAUUGUGGUUCCUUGUAUUAUGAACUAGCGCUCGGCUCAGCCAGCCGUGGAAGACGUUGCUUAAAAAGACGUGGCCAAAAGAACUUCCCUCAGUCAGGCCUAACUGCUCUAUACAUCCAACAAAGUAAAGUUUGUUGAGUUUAGUAAAGGACGAGAUAGUUAGUAGUGGGUAUUUGGUGUUUCGACAGAUGCCAUUGUGCGGAAAACUCUGAACCAUAUGGAAAUGCAUGUUUCUGAGCAGCUCUCAGAACCCGUUCCAUUAUGGACAAUGCCAUAACGUAAACUACACUAUGCUGCUCAUCUCAUAGUACUGUUACAUCCAGCCAAACCCCUGCCACGCCUCUGAAAGAUGGCUAGGGAAUUUCUCACAAGUUUCCAGUCAAGAUCUCUCUCCCUCUCUCUCUCUCUUUGUCUCACACUCUUUGAAUACUUGAAGGCUUGUUCGAGUGUCAGCGAAGUAGUCCACUUUGGAAAAUGCACUUUGGGGAUAUGGUUUAAUUCUACAGUCCCUGGCACUAGUGGUUGCUGGGCCCAAAGCAUUCGAACACAUUAAAGCUAAAGGAAACUGACAACUGUCUUACUGUCGCACCAUUUAGGCAAAGAUGAGUUGAAAGUAUGCUCGUUGGUAGCAGUUUUUCACUGUCCAUCACACGUUCUGCCCCUGAGAAUGACCUUCUCCUUCCUCUGCUCGGUCCUCAACACAGUUAGGUAUUUGCAACCAUUCACUCUGAACGAAAUGCAGAGUACGAAGGUUUAGGUCCUGCUUCCCAUACUUGGAAUGUGUAGGCUCACGUUACCUUUGUGUGUUCGACCGAACCAAAGAUGCCUCCAGCCAUGUCCAAAUGCUGCUCAAAAGACCUGCCUUCCUGUCCUUCCAAAAAAACACCCCUGCAAGAGAAAUGUCUUUUUCUGUGUUUUUCUUUUACUUUAUUAUUAUUUUUUUAAAGACAAUUUCUAACAUUCUUUUAGGGUUUUAGCAACCUAAGUUCAAUGAUUUACAUUGUAGCCGUCAUCGACACCGUACUAGGUGUGGGUGACUGUGUAAUCCUAGGUUGCACAGUUUUAUGUUUUGUUUUUCAUUGUUGUUUAUUGUUAUUAUUAUUAUUAUUAUUAUUAUUAUUAUUAUUAUUAUUAUUAUGUAUAUUUUUAAAAAAAGAAAACCCCAUAGCGUGCCUCUUAGAUUCAUGGGUUUCUUAAUGUGUUUUUUCCUAAGACCAGCAGUUAUACUUUAUAUAAAAAUGCGUUGAUCCUUAUUUUUAAAUGCCAUUUAAAGAAAAAAAAAAGAUGAAGCCUCUUUUCUUUACUCUGGACCCAGUAGCAGCACUGGUAUACAAUCGCACUGAUAGAUAAAGAAAAAAAAAAGUAUAAAUAAUAAUAAUAAUAAAUGACAUGAAUAAGAUCUACAAUAAACUUGUGUUUUGAGAACAUUUUGUAAAAAAAAUACACAAAAAAAAACAACAAAAAAGUAAACAAAAUGACUGUUUUUGUACAUCAAAAGUUGAUUCUUUUCAAAAAAAAAUAUUUUGGAUCUAGUUUCUAAAUUAUUUUAGUGGUUUUCUAUGUUCUGGAACUGAUUGACUGAUUGACGAUUUGUGCAGCAUUGGCACAGCGGGCUCCGGGGUUGCCUGGCGUAGCCCCUCAUACCCACCGGUUUCUUUUCAUUCUUUAUAUUUUGAGUUUGGAUUCUCUCUUUCUGCUUUAGUAACUUGAAAUUGUUGAUGAAAUAAUGACCUGGGGGAAAAAAAGGACCCUCCCCUGUAGAACUAGACCUUUCUCUCCUUCCCCAUUAAAUUUGCUGUUAGUGUGAUGAGACUUGAAAUGGGCAUUUAUUGAGACUAUGAUAGUAUGGCUCCAAAAAUAAAAAUAAAAAAAGUAGAAAACUGACAAAAUCAAUAAAAAAAUGUGUGUUGGGGGGGGGGGGGGGGGAAUCUUAUAUAUCGGUGGAUUAUCAGUGGGUAUGUGAGCUAUGGCUGUGGCGAUGAUAAUGUAGUUUUAAACAUUGUUAUUACCUUUUAAAUCAUUUAUCCAAUAAAAUUUCUGAAAGAGCAACAUUUAA
This is a messenger RNA of Astyanax mexicanus (Mexican tetra), 8445 nucleotides long. RefSeq names its product AMMECR nuclear protein 1 (gene ammecr1). The transcript is spliced from 6 exons. Bases 1050 to 2051 code for a protein of 333 amino acids. The record is from RefSeq and is a predicted model, not a curated record. NCBI's taxonomy places the organism in Eukaryota, Metazoa, Chordata, Actinopteri, Characiformes, Acestrorhamphidae.